Thamnophis sirtalis is the source of this 5568-nucleotide messenger RNA. Lineage: Eukaryota; Metazoa; Chordata; Lepidosauria; Squamata; Natricidae. The record is from RefSeq and is a predicted model, not a curated record.
UCUCUGGGAGCCCCGGAACCCGUUCACACGUUCGGUGGAUCUGAAGCCGAAGUCCGGGAGUUCAAAAGAUCCAUUUGAGGGGCCUGAUGGGUUGUUUCCCCCCUUCUCCUUCUCAACGAUCUACCUUUCGGGAACCAGCUGUAGGGUUUAGACUUGGGGGGGACACGUGACGCCCCUCCCCAUCUGCUCGGUUGUCCCGGGAUUUGAUGAGCGGAGGGGGGGUUUCCACCCCCCCCUCUCUCCCCGUCUGCCGCCACCUUCCACUCCGCCUCCCCGGCUCGCCAGGGAAGAUACCCGCCGUGCCCGCUUUGCUGAUCUCGCCGCCUUCUUCGGCUGAAGCAGGAUGUAGCUUCCCUCUAACCGAUGUCCGCCUCUCCGCCGACAGACCGCUCCGGCGUUGCUCUGGGGUCGUGGGAAAGGAAGUAAGUGGCGAGGCAUGGAGGAGCAGGAAAACAGAUGAAGAGAACCUGUCUGGAACCCUGAGAGCCCAGGAAUCAUUUGUCAGCCUCUUUCAGUCUUUUUAAAGAUAAGCAAUGCCUGCAGGCAUGAAUAAACAUGGAUCUCGAUCUACUACCUCUUUGCCCCCGGAUCCCAUGGAAAUUGUCAGGAGCAAAGCUUGUUCCAGAAGGGUCAAGCUUAACGUGGGAGGCUUGGCACAUGAGGUUUUAUGGCGAACCUUGGACAGGUUACCACGGACAAGAUUGGGUAAACUCAGAGAUUGCAAUACUCACGAAUCCCUAAUGGAUAUAUGUGAUGACUAUAACUUGGAGGAGAACGAAUAUUUCUUUGAUAGGCACCCGGGGGCAUUUACUUCUAUCUUGAACUUUUACCGCACGGGCAAGUUGCACAUGAUGGAGGAAAUGUGCGCCUUGUCCUUCAGCCAAGAACUGGACUAUUGGGGAAUUGAUGAAAUUUAUCUAGAGUCUUGUUGCCAGGCAAGGUACCACCAGAAAAAGGAACAGAUGAAUGAGGAGCUCAAGAGAGAAGCAGAAACCAUGCGUGAAAGGGAGGGAGAGGAAUUUGAUAACACUUGCUGUGCAGAAAAGAGAAAAAAACUCUGGGACCUUUUGGAGAAGCCCAAUUCUUCUGUAGCAGCCAAGAUUUUGGCCAUUAUCUCCAUCAUGUUCAUUGUGCUCUCUACAAUUGCCUUGUCUCUAAACACUCUUCCUGAGCUUCAGGACACAGAUGAGUACGGAAAUCCUUCAGAUAACCCGCAGCUAGCCCACGUAGAGGCGGUGUGCAUCGCAUGGUUUACAAUGGAAUAUGUUUUGCGUUUCCUCUCUUCUCCUAAGAAAUGGAAAUUUUUCAAAGGACCCCUGAACGCCAUUGACUUGUUAGCAAUCUUGCCCUAUUAUGUCACCAUCUUCCUCACAGAAUCCAACAAAAGUGUACUUCAGUUCCAAAAUGUCCGGAGGGUAGUCCAGAUAUUUCGUAUCAUGAGGAUACUCCGUAUUCUAAAAUUGGCCAGGCAUUCAACUGGUUUGCAAUCUCUGGGAUUUACAUUGAGGAGAAGCUACAAUGAACUUGGAUUACUUAUUUUGUUUUUGGCCAUGGGCAUUAUGAUCUUUUCAAGCUUAGUGUUUUUUGCAGAAAAAGAUGAGGAGGAUACAAAAUUCAAGAGCAUACCAGCCUCCUUCUGGUGGGCCACAAUAACUAUGACAACUGUUGGUUACGGAGACAUCUAUCCUAAGACCCUUUUAGGUAAGAUUGUUGGUGGGUUAUGCUGUAUUGCUGGAGUCUUAGUGAUUGCCCUUCCAAUCCCAAUCAUUGUAAAUAACUUUUCAGAGUUCUACAAAGAACAGAAGAGGCAGGAAAAAGCCAUUAAGCGUAGGGAAGCCCUUGAAAGAGCCAAAAGGAAUGGAAGCAUUGUGUCCAUGAAUUUGAAGGAUGCUUUUCCACGUAGCAUAGAAUUGAUGGACAUCGUUGUUGAAAAGAAGGGAGAAAAUGCAGGCAAAAAGGAUAAAGUUCAGGACAAUCAUUUAUCCCCAAGCAAAUGGAAAUGGGCCAAAAGAUCAAUCUCUGAAACUAGCUCCAAUAAAUCUUUGGAGACAAAGGAACAAGGUUCACCUGAAAAAGCUAGGUCUUCCUCCAGUCCUCAGCAUCUGAACGUCCAGCAACUGGAAGACAUGUACAACAAAAUGAGUAAAGCUCAGUCACAGCCAAAUCUCAAUUUAAAGGAGACAGCUCAACCCAGUAAGCAAAAAGAAGAACUAGAAAUGGAGGCCAUUCCUGGCCCAAUGGUCCCUUUGUUGACUACUCGGGCAGAUGGAAUAAUUGAUAUGAGAAGCAUGUCGAGCAUUGACAGUUACAUAAGCUGCAUGACUGAAUUUCCCGAAGCUGGGAGAUAUUCUCAUAGCCCUCUCACUACACUGACCAGCAAAGGUGGGAAACUUCCCCUUCAGGACCCAUAUAGACUGGAAGGAAGUGGGUCCAAAUUCAUGGAAAUAAAACCAAAUCUGGAAAGUCGCCAUUGCUCUACCUUUUUCAUAGAGAGCCCCAAAAGUUCAAUAAAACUCAUUAACCCUCUAAAACUGAGAUCUCUAAAGGUUAAUUUUAUGGAAGAGGAUGCUGUAGGGUCAGCAGCUUCAAAUGUCCUAAGAAUAUACCCAGAUCCCAUCAAGAACAGGGGAGCUACAGGGGCUGCCACAGAUAGUUCUGGAUAUUCUGAUCGGUCUCUGAUGAGUCCAGAAACUUCUGUCUAUACGACUGCAAGUGCUAGAACCCCUACAAAGUCACCCGAGAAGCAGGCACCGAUUGUUAUGAACUUCCAUGAUGCUGGCAUUCAUAAAUUUAUCGAUGCUGACACAGAUGAUGAAGGCCAGUUGCUCUAUGACUCAAGUCCUCCAAAAGCCUCUUCAGGACAUACUAGCCCCAAAUACAGCAUUUCUCAGAGAGGCUAUAUAAGGCAACGAGAUAAUGUUUGUAAAACAGAGAAGGACCGCUUAGCAACUGCUGCUUUGUCCUCUACACACAAGCUUUUAGGGCAAAAUUGCCUUUAUUCCAUGGAAAAUAUCACUGGAAGAACCCAUGGUAACCAGGAAACUAUCAAAUUAGAUAAUCAUAUUUCACCUGAGGUUCACAUAUUACCAGGUGGUGGUGGAGGAGGAAGAGGACAUAGUAACAAACAUGAUCAAAAUAUCUGAUCAGGGCUGCAGAAUGUUGACUAACAACUGACAGGAAUGCCUUUGCACUCGACACACCAAGAAAAGAUUCUGCAUGGCAUGAACUUUUGACUGAACAAGCCACCUGUUUUGUAAAAAUCAGAAGGAUGUCUUGAAAUGGGAUUAAGGAUAAUACCUCCUCUGAAUCUACUCCAAAUUCUGACUCCAACCACACGACAGUCAUUAAGUAAAAUGAAGUUUGUGCACAUCUUGAUCAUAAAUUGAUCUCCUUUCAACUUCCUUUACAGAAGUCAGUGUGACCAAUUCUUCCAUUCAUUCACUCCUUUAACAUAGACCUCUUUUAUGGCAAUACCAGUAUCUGAAUUGCAUUGUCAUCUUAAAGUGAUCUAGACAUCUAUAGUCAAAUACUAGAACAAAUGGUAGAUGUGAUCAGAAACGCAACACUUUAUGCUUAAAGGUAACUAUUCCAAACAUCCCCCAUCCAUGCCUUUUUCUCUGAUGAAUACAAGGUCUGAAGACGAACAGGGCUCGGGUAGGCUUAUUAAAUCACAAAUGCAGUGAAUUGAGAAAUAAACUUUUAAACAUUUCUCUCUGUAUUUCUAGAUGCAUUAAAAAUCUAUUUUUUUAUUUUUAAAACAAUCAGCAGGGUGAGUUGCACCACUUGUACUAAAUCCAAAAUAUCCCUUCAAAGUUAUAUGUAAAAAAACACAAACUGACUCUGCUAAAAAGUCAUACAAAAUCCGAGAUCAGGGAUGUAGUUUUUAACUUGGGAUUAGGAAGAUAGUUUUCAAACUUAAAUAUGGUAAGAUGUUUAAAAAAGAGAUUUUCAUACUUUUUUAUGAAUGGAUGUUUUUAUGUAUUCUUGAAAAUAAAUAAAUCAGGUGGAUCUAAUCUUUUGUGUGUUGGAGAAAGGUAUCCUUGGAAGGUAUCACCCAAACGUCAACAGUUGGGGAACUAAGAAACAGCGGCAAAACAACAACAAAAAAGCCAGAAAUGGUAGCCUGAACCAAGAAUCCAUAUUAGCUUUGAGAACAAUUCCAGCACAAAAGAAAUUAAGUAAUAUUGGAAAGAUAUUCCAUUUCUUCUCCCUGAAUUAUUUGCACAUCAUUGAGAAGGGAGGGGAAGUGAGUUAUACCCAACCUGUUCACUAAGCAACAAGUUUAUUUCUACCACAUUUUGCACUUAAAUAAUGUAGAAUGCAAAAAUAUGCAAGUUAUAAAUACAUAAAUAUGCAAAAAAAAUGUUAUUUCCAAGGAAUGAUCCUCCUGCCAUCUGGAGUGGUAUCCAUCAAGAUAGGAACUUCUGGAAUUUAACAGUAGGAAGGAGGGUAUAAAUAUCAAGAGACUAAAGGCCAUGAACUUAACACAUCUUCAUUUUAUUCUGAAACAGGUCGUUUCUGACAAAAACACACACAGCUACACCAGCUUGGAUUUAUAAUUCCUACUAUUUCCUUUCAUUUUGCUGGUAUUACAAAGCACUUUAUGUUAAUGUUGUGACAAAGGUGGAAUCAAGAAGAACAGAGAAUGUAUUUUUAAAACACUAGCACUUUAAAAACAAACACACUCCUUAUUUGUGCCUCGUCACAUCUGUGAUUUGUUACCCACCUGGUAACAAGCUGCACCAUAACUGUGAUGAUAACACAUAAUGUUUGUCCUUCGUUACUGUAAUAUAGUGUAACAUUAAGAUACAUGCACACCUAUAAAACCUUUGAAAGCUUGACUUCUUUUUGUAGAAUAGUGCACUCAGAUGCAGGGGGAAAGGUGAUGUGGGGUCUAGCCAGUCUAAAGGAUAGGCACCUUAAUUCAUGGCCCUUCAAUGUUGACCGAGGAGCAUAUAUGAAAGGGUAACUCAAAGUCACCGUGACCUGAAGCUCAGAACAGCCUAAUUCAAAAAAGUAUUGGAGAAAGUAAAGCAUCUUUUCCUCUUUUUUUUUUUGCAGUUUCAUUCCCUGAGAAAAGGCUUACAAAGAUGCAUUCAACUUGAUUGCCCCUGUCAGUAGAUAGAAAACUUUUUUUUAACAUAACCUAUUUAUUAAAAGGAAAGUAGGGGCAAAAAAGAUUUUGCACUGCACUUAUCUAUCAUGAGUAAUUACAUUGCAAAUAACAGGACUUGGCAAAUGGAUCUCUGUAAAUAAUGCACUGCAUCCAUGAAAACUACCCGUCACUUGUCAAAUCAGUAUUUUUUCUGGUGUCAAAUAGCUGUUGGUCUUGAAUGUAAUUCUUGUCAAUUCGAGCUGUACUGACUGUCCUUCCACCUCUAAUGCACACACCAUGCACAGACAAAAGCAAUAAGCACAGGUUUAUCUUAAAAAAAAAACUGUUAUGGGUUGUAACAAUCCUUUGCACAUGUUUCUGCAUAAGUGUGAAUAUUUCUCACAUUUGCUCAAUUAUCCACUUACCUAGGAACCCCUUCCAAUAUUACUGUAUCUAUUCAUUCAAAUUGCCAG